Molecule: messenger RNA, 1193 nt
Organism: Achroia grisella
Lineage: Eukaryota; Metazoa; Arthropoda; Insecta; Lepidoptera; Pyralidae
Exons: 5
Coding region: 165-1148 (327 amino acids)
Source: RefSeq, a predicted model, not a curated record
CCUUAUCUUCUUGUUUUGUCAGUUGCAAUUUUAGUGUUUAAAUUGUGUAUUUUAUUUUCCUAUCAGAAUUUGUAAUAUAUUUCUUAUUGGAUUUUAAAAUAAAAAGUUAUUUACACCACCAGAACUUUAUUUCUGUCGAAUACUCCAUAGUUCUUUAAAGUACAAUGUGUUCUUGGACUAGUAAAUAUGCCAUAUUACGGGAUCUCUCAGAAGUGCAAGGUCACGUGCCGAGCGAAGUUGCUGGCACCUCUGGCGCUGAACCUCCUCCAACGUUGCAACUUACAGAAGAGACUGAGGAGGAAUAUUUCAGCAACUGUGCUGGAGCUGGUGACUGUGUGAUAGCUCCACCUGACUUAAGCCUCAUUAAGGAAAUGUUGGACAUGGUGAAGGAUGAUAACUCCACAUCACCAAUUUCUGGUGAAGGAGAUGGUGAAAACAAAGCAAGAAUAAACACAAAUUGUACCAAAUUUAUACCAAAAGACACAAAUGAAACGACAAACAAAAUUGCCAGUCCAAAAACAAUAAUACAGGAUGAUAAAGAAAAAAACGUCAAAUCGAAAAAAUUAAGAAAUGCUGCAGUUAUUUCUUUACUGGAUGCUAAGAAUGAAACAGAUACAAUGAAACUUUUGAAACCCAAUGAUUUUCUAAACAGCAAUGUAAAUGAAUCUUUUUCAAAAGCAAAUAAAGAUAAUGCUAUAGAAAGUAAUAUAAGUGAAUCCCUUCAGAAAGUGGAUGAGCGGCAGAAUUCUCAAUCCCAAAAUGGAUCUGUAUUGCCAAAUUUAACAUCUAGUGUAAGCAUGUUCAAAAAGAAAAAUUCUGUAAAAAAUAAGUCUAAUGAUUCUCAAGUGGUGAUGAAAAAAGCUAUUGAAAAUUAUACUCCAUCGGGAUGUGCAACACAAUAUUAUGAGAAGUAUGUAGAGAACGCUAAACUAAAUGAGUCCAAACAUGAAGAUAUUUGGACAAGGUUGGAACAUAUGAUGAGAGAAGCUGAUGCCAAAAAGAAAACAGAAAUGGCUAAUCAUGAGGUCACCUGCAAAGAACAGGAAACAACAGCGGUCGACAGAUUGGACGUGGUAAGGUUACGACAGCAUCGGCACGAACUGACCGGAGAAUGCAUAGUAUGCAAAGUAAUGUGUACUAGUACAUAGAAUACUGUGAAAUAUUAACAACUCUGUGAUACAUAGCAAUAAGGU